Messenger RNA from Myodes glareolus (Bank vole), 2161 nucleotides. The record is from RefSeq and is a predicted model, not a curated record. Lineage: Eukaryota; Metazoa; Chordata; Mammalia; Rodentia; Cricetidae.
AACGAGUCAAAUCCUUCAUUGCAUUACAGCCUCCUUCUUCAGGAUUCCUGCAUAUACUGAAGACAAGCCAAGACAUCCAGCCUUGUGGACUGAGCAGCAUCUGGAGUCUUCAGCCUUCCGUUCCUAGGCAGCCACUGUUGGACAAGCUGAGCCACAGCCUGUUGUUCUUCCCUCCUGUAGCCUGGGCACCCGGUGAGCUGUAAGGAAAGCUGUCAGGAUCCCCUGAGCGACACCAAGACCACAGCUGUCAUGGGCUCCCCAGAGGGGAAAGGCUUCAUCAUGUCUGUGGUUGAGUACCUCUGGAACACAUGGAGCACAGAGGCCCUGCAGCUCCUGCCGACCAAAGACGGAUUUGGAAAACAACUUGUGGAAAGAGCUGGUUUGUCCAGUUUCUCUCCAUUUAAUUUGAUGUUUGCUGUCAGCUUGUUGUUUAUUGUUUAUAUUAUAUUUAGGAAAGUGAAAGAUGCCUCACGUGAGAAGGAAAGGUUUUUGGAAGUUUAUCCUCAGGUGAAACGGGAGCUUGAGGAGAGCAUCAGGAAGCUCCAUGCCCUUGCAGACAAGAUUGACAAGGUUCACAGGGACUGCACCAUCACACAAGUGGUGGCCAGCUCCACUGGUGCUGUGUCUGGGGUCCUGACGAUCCUUGGUUUCGCUCUGGCACCUGUGACAGCAGGAGUCAGUCUGGGGCUUUCAGCCACAGGCUUGGGGCUUGGGGCAGCAGCGGCUGUGACAAGUGUUUCCACAACCAUUGUGGAAAAGGUGAGCACAGCGUCGGUGGAAGCUGAAGCCAGCCAGUUUCUGCCAAGGAGCAACGACACUGAGAAUGACAUUAAAAGCAACAACACUGAAAAGGACAUUAAAGAAGUUGUGAAGAAGAACACCCCCAGGCUUAUUUCUGUAACUAAGAAUUCCUUCCGGAACCUGGAAGGCAUGAAGAAGAACAUUGAUGCCAUCAAGCUGACCAAAGUCAACCCUUGCCUGGCAAAUAAUGCCAAGCGUCUUAUGACCACAGGGAAGGUGUCAGCCAAAAACACUACACAGGUGAAGAAAGCCUUUGGAGGCACUGCGCUGGCAAUGACCAAAGGAGCCCGGAUCAUGGGUGCGGCCACUGCAGGUCUCUCUCUUGUGACAGAUGUGGUCAGCCUCAUAGAUGACUCAAAGCAUUUGCUUGAGGGUGCAAAGGCAGAGUCUGCUGAAAAGCUGCGGCAGCAGGCUAAGGACCUGGAGCAGAAGUUGCAGGAGCUCAUCCGGGUUCAUGACAUCCUGACUCAAUGACCUCUUCCUCAGUGCAGCUCAGAGGACUGGGGGUGGGGUGUGCUGGACAGAGCCAUGGACACUUGAUGGCUCCUGAAUGUAUCCUCUUUAUAUCAAUGCCAUAACAGUGAUAGUGCCUGCUAGAGGAGAGGCCACAUUAAGAGAAAGGAAGCCAGAACAGAGGUGGGACAGGCUUGUGAUCUCCCACUACACUUCACCGCCCUUUUAGAUCCAAAAACCUCCAGCAUCCCACAUAAGGACCACGGUCCCAAGCUGGGGAGCACAACCAAGGCCUGACUAAGCCACAGCAUGGUUGCUCCCCAGUCACACCCCCACACUGCUCUUAACAGAGGCUCACCAUCCUCACAGUUCCCUGAGCUGCCAUCUUUCCCACUGCUUUCUGAUAGAGACUUCUCCUCCUUCCUAGUUCUGCCUAAUUCUGUGUUUUUCCAAUUAUUUCACAAUCUUACAAUCAGACUCUGGGUGUGAAACCCAUUUCAUUCUUCAUGGUUUGGUCAUGUGGAGUGAUGGAGAUUUUGGUAAAAUGCUCAGAGGAUAGACAGGAAGGGAUGCUGGGGACAUCAUCUGCAGGGUCAUCACAGGUUCUUGUUCUAUGUGCCAGCCGUGGGCUCUACAGCACGGAGGGGUGACAGGAUGUGGCUGGUGAGUUCUGCUCUCUGCAAGCAGACUCUUGGAGGAAUCACAAGGCUUAAUUCCUACUGAAAUUUAAAAUCUGCUGUAUUUGGAUGAGAUCUGUUGAGAUGCACAUGAAAACUACACUUGCUCCAUAAUAUUUGAAAAAUUAAUUUGUAAACAAUGCAAACACCAACCUGGUCAUGCUUUGUGUUUUGUGAAAAUGAUAUCAUGUGUUUUCUAGAUUGUUGACUAAAGAAAGUUGAUAAUUGUC